UUUAGGCUAACUGCCUGGGUGACUGUUAUUCUUGUCAUUAUGACAGCUGUCAAAAUGGCUAUGGCUGAUACAAGAGAUACAGUGUAUAUAUCAUCUCUUAUAACGCAAGGGGCGAGAACUCCCCUUUUCACAGCUGAUCCUGAAUACCAGGUAACUGGAGUUAGCUUUGAUCAAGGCCCAGGGAAAAUUACUGUUACAGGGGAGAGAAGUCUUGCCUCUCGAGGGGCUCAGGCUAAGAACGAUUAUGGGAAUGGCAAGUUCUUUGAGACAAAUUAUAUCCCUGACGAUAUUUUUGUCAGGACUAUUAAUGACCAAAAAUCAAUAAUUAGUGCAUACUCUUAUCUGUUAGGCUGAUAUCCUGAUUCUGUUAACGGAUUAUCACUUGAAUCAGAUAUUGAAGAAAUCAAAUCUGUUCCAGUGACAAAUUACGAUGUUGAUAAUGUCAGGCCUAAUCUUAACCUUGGAAAUCCCCGUGGUGAGACUGCUCAAGCAAGGAUCCACCCUGGAAACCCAGAUGCUUUGUUCCUAACUCAACUAGGAAGAACUUAUCCAGGACAGAAAGAAAAGAUUGAUCAGCAAUUGUUUGAAGCAAAGAGGGAAUAUGAGCAAACUCAUGGGACAAGGUUCUAUGAGAACUUUGCUCGAGCCAUUCAUAAGCCAGUCGGUAAUAUGAACUUCUACUCAAUCCACAAGUAUGCAGAUGAUGUAAUCGCAGCAGAAGCUAACGGUGAAUUCUCAGCAGUCAACCUUUCUGAUGACUUACAUAAUCAGUUGGAUGUUUAUUUUGGGCAUUAUUUUGGAAAUGGACUGUUCAGAGAUUAUGCAUUAACCAGAGCUUUCUCUCAUACCUACCUCUCCAGCAUGGUUCAUGAGCUACAGCUGAAGAUGCAGGAUGACCAGACAGGGGAAUUUAGAGGAGAUCUGGCUCAUAAUGCGAAACAAUCUGUGUAUUUAGGCAACCAUCUUACCUUGAUUUCGGCACUGCAUCUAUUCAAUGAAGUUGAGAGCUACAGAGUUGAUUUUAACGAUGAGCUGAGAUUCCAGUUAUUUCAAAAAGACGGCCGAUAUUUAGUCAGAAGUUUACUCAAUGAUAAACCUCUUAGGCUCGAAGGAGUAGCCAAUUCACAAGGAGAGAUUGAAUGGUCAGCUUUCAGAGACUACAUCUGCUCAAAAUUAUACUUUGGAAAUGUUGACAGUGUGAGGGAUGGUACUGAAAACCCUCAAGAAUUCAUGCACCUAAAGGAAUCUUGUGAUAGCUUUAUAUCCAAAGGUUACUACAGAAAUGAUAAAGUACUUUUGGAGCUAACUGAGGCUCCUGAAUAUCUUCCUGAUGAGCCAACUUCUGUUCCAAGAGAGCAGGUCAUUCAGCAUCAAGCAUCCGGGAACUCGAUUCUCACUAAUAAUUUUGAUGAUGGAGUCAGAAGACAAUCAGUUGACAUUAACGUUGGACUUACUAAUCAGAGGGUAGAUUAUGCUUGGAAUAAACCAAUCAAGUUCAGACAGACACAAUGGGAAGAAAUAUCCUUCCCAAUGAAGGAAGAGUUCUCCUUUGGAACUUUGACCAAACAAGAAGUGGGUUUAAACCAAUACAGAAAAGUUAAGAUAGCAAAAACUGUUAACGAAGAGAUUACUCUACCAGAGAGACAUACCUUCAACUUUGGGUCUGAACUACUCAAGACAAGGGAAGUUCUGUUCAAUAGUGUAAACUUCUUAAGACUACCAGAAAUUAACGAGCAUAAGCUAUUUUUGGCUGAUAGGCACAAGUUCAGCCUCGACAAAAAUCCUAGGCUGAGCACUAAAAGGUUGAGCUUUAACUAUGUAAGGAAGUUGCAGAUUCCUCAGACAACGAAAUCCCCAUUUGCUCUCCCACAAAGACAUGUGUUUGAUUAUUCAGAUCUUACUGGUAGCAAUAAGGAGGUGCACUUUGAUCAUAUUAAAAAGAUCAAAGUGAAGCAAGCUGAGACUUAUAAUAUAAAUUUAAAGAAUUUUAACUUUGAUAGGUUGGACAAAAUCAAAGCACAACAUGGAAGACAUUCAGCUGUGAUAGAAACCCAAGCAGGGAGCGACCCACUUAUGAAAAUUAGCACGACUGGGCAGAGGGAUGAAGCACAUAAGGUAAAUCUUGGAGGAAAUAUCCAUAAGAAGCCAGAUUAUGUAGCUCCGAUAAGAAUCAAGCAAGAAUAUGAUCCUUAUACAAUUUCUUUUACUGAAAUUGGGCCUGUGAAAUCUUAUCAUAGAGAACUCGAAGAGACUGAGUUUAUCUCUGAGUACCCUCACGAUUCUUCUAAAUCAGGCAGGAAUUAUCCCUCGUACAGCUCAUCAUCAGUUGGUCCUUUUAGAGAUAGAGAGUCUUCUCAGGACUUUGAUUGGGGGUUCUAGCAUUAAUUAAUAGUUUCAAUUUUUGUAAAAA
Moneuplotes crassus is the source of this 2410-nucleotide messenger RNA. The record is from the annotation of a GenBank genome assembly. NCBI's taxonomy places the organism in Eukaryota, Ciliophora, Spirotrichea, Euplotida, Euplotidae.